Molecule: messenger RNA, 468 nt
Organism: Aphanomyces astaci
Lineage: Eukaryota; Oomycota; Saprolegniomycetes; Saprolegniales; Verrucalvaceae
Exons: 4
Coding region: 1-468 (155 amino acids)
Source: RefSeq, a predicted model, not a curated record
AUGACCAGCUUAGACAUGCGAUGGCGGUGUGCUGUCCUUGUCCAGGUGUAUUCAAUUGACGUAAACACUGUUGUGGUCUUACUUGGCCUCUCCCAUCGGUCCGUCACACGGUUCAAUACGCAGUUCAUGAAGACGGGGACCGUCGAUGCAAUGCGCAACACGUCUCCGUGCUUCUACAUCGAAGAGCUCCAAGACGCGCUGAAGUUGGAAUUCCCCACGCUUGCAAAUGUCUACAAAGCUACCAUUUGUCGCGCAUUGAUGCACGAUUUGGGCUUGACUCGCAAAGUGCUUGAAAAGCGAGCUCGCGAAGCGGCAGUUUUUGAGCUGCAUGACUACUACCGUCGACUUCGCCCUUUGUAUUCCAACCCCGACCAGUUGGUGUUUGUCGACGAGACAUCAAAAGACGGCCGUGAUGCCUUGCGGAAACAGCGGGUGUCUGGUCGGGCCGUGCAAAAACUUGCGUAUUGA